Choloepus didactylus (southern two-toed sloth) is the source of this 718-nucleotide messenger RNA. Its product is annotated as adenylate kinase isoenzyme 6-like. NCBI's taxonomy places the organism in Eukaryota, Metazoa, Chordata, Mammalia, Pilosa, Megalonychidae. Bases 1 to 492 code for a protein of 163 amino acids. Gene Ontology annotation, cellular component: nucleus; cytoplasm. The transcript is spliced from 2 exons. Gene Ontology annotation, molecular function: ATP hydrolysis activity; ATP binding; AMP kinase activity. The record is from RefSeq and is a predicted model, not a curated record.
AUGUUGCAGCCGAACAUCCUGCUCACCAGUACACCAGGGGUUGGAAAAACUACACUAGGCAAAGAACAUGCAUCAAGAUCAGGACUGAAAUACAUUAAUGUGGGUGAUUUACCUAAAGAAGGGCAACUAUAUGAUGGCUAUGAUGAAGAGUAUGAUUGUCCCAUUUUAGAUGAAGAUAGAGUAGUUGAUGAGUUAGAAAACCAGAUGAAAGAAGGUGGAGUUAUUGUUGAUUACCAUGGUUGUGAUUUCUUCACUGAACGCUGGUUUCAUAUAGUUUUUCUGCUGAGAGCGGAUAACAGUGUAUUGUACAAAAGACUUGAAACAAGAGGUUAUAGUGAGAAGAAACUACAAGAUAAUUCUCAGUGUGAAAUUUUUCAAGUUCUUUAUGAAGAAGCCAUGGCAUCUUACAGAGAAGAAAUAGUGCAUCAGUUGCCAAGUAAUAAUCCGGAAGAACUAGAGAAUAAUAUAAAUCAUAUAUUGAAAUGGAUUUAACAAUGAAUCAAAGAUAAUAGCUCUUGACUUAGAAGACAGGCCACAUUUCAAUCACUCUUGUUGAUAUUUCUCUGCCCACAUCAUAGAAAUUGUCCAAGUGUCAGUAAACCUCUGUAUUAAAAUUGUGUUGCAAGAAUAGCAGGUAGACAGUAUGAAAGUUUAUUCCUGGGCUUUUUUUCCUCCAUGAGAAAGCUAAACAAAUCUCAUGUAUAAUGACUACAGCACU